This is a messenger RNA of Sturnus vulgaris (Common starling), 809 nucleotides long. The record is from RefSeq and is a predicted model, not a curated record. NCBI's taxonomy places the organism in Eukaryota, Metazoa, Chordata, Aves, Passeriformes, Sturnidae.
AUGACGUUCGGGGCCGAGCCGUACGCCGGGAUCCGCCUGGCCGAGGUUCCCGAUCUGCUGGAGAAGGGCGAGCGGCUCUCGCAGCCGCAGAUCUGCACCAUCGACGUCUACAUGGUGAUGGUGAAAUAUGCAGAGCCCACCGGGGGCUCGGUACCGGAUCCGGAGGAAGAGGAGGAGUACGAGUACAUGAACCGGCGGCCGGGGGGGGCCCCGGGAGCCCCCCAACCCCGGCCGGCCUCGCUCGAAGAGCUGGGCUACGAAUACAUGGAGGUGGGCUCAGAAGCGGGGGGACCCCCGGGUGCCCCCCAAGGCCGAGGAGCGCAGGGCGACGAAGGCGGGGAUGAAGAAGAGGAAGAGGAGGACUACGAGUACAUGAACAAACAACCGCGGCUCAGCCGCUCGCUGGGCACCGAGCCCACCGGGGCCGUGCCGGGACCCCCAAGGCACGACGGCUACACCGAUAUGAGGGCGGGGGACGGCGCCGCGACCCCCGCCGAGGACGAGCAGGGCUACGAGGACAUGGAGGCCGUGCUGAGGCCGCGCUGCCCCGGCUGCCGCAGCCCCCCCGGGCCCGGCAUGAAGCCCCUGCGGAGUUUGGAAGCCUCGGACUGCGCCUUCGAUAAUCCCGAUUAUUGGCACAGCCGCCUCUUCGCCAAGGCCGAUGCCCAGCGGACUUAGGGAGACCCCCCCCCCCCCACAUCGGGGGGGCUCACACUGGAUAUGAAGGAUCCCCCCCCCCAACCCCCGGGGGGAUGAGCUGCAGCCGGGUUAGGGCGGGGAUUUGGGGGUCUCGGCCCCUUUUUGAGGCU